AUGGAUAAUUACUCGGCCUCCCCUUCCAAUGUCUUUCGACCCCGCCGAUCGGACGACUGGCACGAAUAUCGAGAAAUCAUCGAGCAGCUCUACCGCAAUGAUCAGUUGAAACUGCGUGAUGUUAAACGCAUCAUGGAACGAGAUUAUAAGUUCUUUGCCUCGUACUACUAUCCCCUUUUUCCUUUCUUCUUCUCUGUCGUUAUCUGCCCCAUCCUCGGUCCCCGUUAUAGAUCCUCCCCCCCACCUUUCUGGCAAUAUCCCCUAACGUCGGAAUCCAGAGAAAAGCAAUACAAAGAUCGGCUCGCCGCAUGGCAUGUGCGAAAGAAUAUUAAAGCCAAAGAGGUCCACCUGAUGCUUCGCAAGCAGCAGAAGCGCGCCGCCCAGGGCAAACAGACGGCCUUCCGCGUAAACGGACAGAACGUCGAUCCAAAACGUAUCGCCCGCUUCGUGCGUCGCUACGGCACCUCGUGGGAUUCCAACCGCGGCAAAGAGCCCGAAGCCGAACCCCAAAGUCCCGAGCCCCAAACCCCGUCCGACAUGACCUGCUACACCCCGGAACCCACAGAUGAACACAGCACCACGCCAAUCUCACCAUUGCCCGACAUGCAGUCGCCCACUCGCGAAAUGCCGCCCUUCCCGCUCGGCUCAUACGGUAAAUCCACGGUCGUUCCGGUGAGUGUGCGUAUACCGAAUGAUAUUGAUGGAAGAUGUCCCGCUCUAGACCCCAAUCAUAUCGAAAAUCUGCCCGACCUGGAACUGGACGAAGGCCCCGGUAUGCCGCUGGCCAUGCAUUCCCAACCUCGCCAUCCCCACUCCUACCACCACUCAAUAGGGAACCAUCUUUCUCAUGGCGCCCACAAUGCCCACAAUGCCCAUGGGACUCACGCUGUCGCUCACCCCCACGGUGCCCAUAAUGCUCACAAUGUCCACAAUGUCCACAAUGCUCACAACGCUCUCAACGCCCACAAUGCCCACAAUGCUCACACUCACGCUCACGGGCAACCGGGACCAGCACCACGGGAUUUGGAGGAUGCACCCGGUGAAGACGACACCCACCCAUCUGAUUGGAACACGGUGGAAUCGUUCCAGACCCGACUCCAGGAUCUGGAUUAUACGCUUACGCAGUCGAUGUCGAAGUGGGCUAGUCAGCAGGAUCCGAACUCGGAGAUUCAAGGUAACCAUGAAGGACUGGGGAUGUGA
Messenger RNA from Penicillium paradoxum, 1200 nucleotides. RefSeq lists its product as uncharacterized. The transcript is spliced from 2 exons. The coding region runs from base 1 to 1200 and encodes 399 amino acids. The record is from RefSeq and is a predicted model, not a curated record. NCBI's taxonomy places the organism in Eukaryota, Fungi, Ascomycota, Eurotiomycetes, Eurotiales, Aspergillaceae.